ACUAAUUUUAAGACCAAAAAAGAGAAUUCACUCAUUUCAGUUUUAACAAUGCAAGGAAAUAAGAGUGUUAUCAAGCUUAACUCUGGCGGUCCAGUUGAAGUAAAUAGCACCAUGCGAAGAGGCAUUGACAAGAAAACGGGCGUGUUCAUUGUGGAAAGAAUCAUCACAUACUCAUAUGGUAAGAGAAAAUUUUCUUUGAACAUAACCGAGGUAUGCAAAAACGACAUUGUAAACAUUGUAUAUCUCGAAGGCUCCGAAGAAACUGAGUCAGGUUCUUCUGCCACUUUGAGCAUGCGGAUCAUAAGAAGCGACAGGUAUGGUGUUUUAUGUAACAUGACAAGUAAAUUAGUGGGUUCAUAUGAUAUGGUUAAGAAGAAUUAUAGCGUGCCUCCUUUGCCAGAAUCAGAACUUGUUUGUUACUUUUGUCGUCAGAAUGGUUCAGGAGGUUGUUUCAGUAUAGAGAAGAAGAAGAGCAACAAUAAUUUUGUGGAGAUGGUUAAGGCCACACAUGCAUUUGUUGUGGAUGAAGAAACCAUCAAUGUCAAAAUGAAAAUAACAAAUGAGGGAGGAGUUGGGUUGCGUGUUAAGGUGGAGGGUCCAGUGAAGCUUACAAAGGAUUAUGCCAAACUUGUCUUUGGGAGAAUCGAAGAGAAGAUGGAAAGUGAGAUGGGGGCCAGUACUCUGUCUCUGUUUAUAAAUGCCAUGGAUCAUCUUCCUCCCCCUAAUAAUUAAUGGCAACAACUCCAUGAGCUUGGUGGAGUUUGAUAUACAUGAGUGUCUGAAAUCAUGUUUAAUUGAUUUUGAUAUGGGCAAUUUUUCAAUAUUUAGGAGAGGGAUUGAGAAAAAAAGAAAAAGAAAAGAAA
Molecule: messenger RNA, 863 nt
Organism: Abrus precatorius (Indian licorice)
Lineage: Eukaryota; Viridiplantae; Streptophyta; Magnoliopsida; Fabales; Fabaceae
Exons: 1
Coding region: 49-732 (227 amino acids)
Source: RefSeq, a predicted model, not a curated record